UCCACCGUCAACGCCGCCCCUACAAUUCAGACUUUGCAGGGCAAAGUCCAGACCUUGAAGCAAGCUAUUAGAAUCAAGAAUGCAGGAGGCUCCGACGCAGAGGAGCAGCUGGAGCAGCUGGUACACAAAUGGACCACCGUCGCACGCGAAAUCGCAUGGGCGCUAUGGGACACCGCCAAAGACCUUGAUCUCGGCAAUAACGGAGGCCUCAACAAGGGUGGUCUGUUCGCAAACAGUGACGCGGGAGGUGGGCUCUUCCAAAGUGGGUGGGGAUAUGAUGAUGGUAGGAAACACCCAGAUAGACCUAGCGGUUGGGGGUGGGACGAAACCGAUAGUACUCAGGACGCCGACAACACCGACCAGAAAGACUUGCCUCUGGAUGAAGAUCAUAUGCCGCGCAUACCCCACUCACUUGGGACGAUGCUUCGCCAUCUCGGCAUUGCACCAGAGACAUUGGGGUGGGAUGAAGAUGAAGGUGAUUUCGUUGAU
Postia placenta MAD-698-R-SB12 is the source of this 489-nucleotide messenger RNA. RefSeq lists its product as hypothetical. NCBI's taxonomy places the organism in Eukaryota, Fungi, Basidiomycota, Agaricomycetes, Polyporales, Adustoporiaceae. The record is from RefSeq and is a predicted model, not a curated record. The annotation marks the transcript as partial. The transcript has a single exon.